Messenger RNA from Struthio camelus australis, 3988 nucleotides. Lineage: Eukaryota; Metazoa; Chordata; Aves; Struthioniformes; Struthionidae. The record is from RefSeq and is a predicted model, not a curated record.
AUGUUACCUUAUGUGGCGGGAGCUGGUGACUAUUACAUGGUUAAGAAACUCUUGGAGGAAAACAGCUCGGGGGAAAUGAACAUAAAUUGUGUGGAUGUGCUUGGAAGAAAUGCUGUUACCAUAACCAUUGAAAAUGAAAACUUGGACAUACUGCAACUUCUUCUGGAUUAUGGCUGCCAGUCAUCAGAUGCGCUUUUGGUGGCUAUUGAUUCGGAAGUGGUGGGAGCUGUUGACAUUCUGCUUAAUCACCGACCAAAAAGAUCCUCCAGGCCAACUAUUGUAAAACUAAUGGAACGCAUUCAGAAUCCAGAGUACUCAACAACCAUGGAUGUUGCACCUGUUAUUUUAGCUGCUCAUCGUAACAACUAUGAAAUUCUCACUAUGCUGUUAAAACAAGAUAUAUCAUUACCGAAACCUCAUGCUGUAGGCUGUGAAUGCACACUCUGUACUGCAAAGAACAAAAAAGAUAGUCUACGACAUUCCAGGUUUCGUCUUGACAUCUAUCGAUGUUUGGCCAGUCCUGCUUUAAUAAUGUUGACAGAGGAGGAUCCAAUCCUGCGAGCUUUUGAACUUAGUGCAGACUUGAAAGAAUUAAGUCUUGUUGAGGUUGAAUUCAGAAAUGAUUAUGAGGAACUAGCACAGCAGUGCAAAACCUUUGCUAAAGACUUGCUUGCACAGGCACGGAAUUCACGGGAGCUGGAAGUUAUUCUAAAUCACACCUCUAGUGAUGAACACAUAGACAAGCGAGGAUUGUUGGAAGAGAGGAUGAAUUUAAGUCGCUUAAAACUUGCAAUCAAGUAUAAUCAGAAAGAGUUUGUUGCUCAAUCUAACUGCCAGCAGUUUCUUAACACCGUGUGGUUUGGACAGAUGGCAGGCUACCGGCGCAAGCAUACGUGCAAGAAGAUUUUGACUGUUUUGACAGUUGGCAUUUUCUGGCCAGUUCUGUCCCUGUGUUACUUGUUAGCCCCUAAAUCUCGAGUGGGUCGAAUAAUCCACACUCCUUUUAUGAAGUUUAUUAUUCAUGGGGCUUCAUAUUUCACAUUUCUAUUAUUACUUAAUUUGUACUCACUGGUCUACAAUGAGAAUAAGAAGAAUACAAUGGGGCCAGCCCUUGAAAGAAUAGACUAUCUUCUGAUAAUAUGGCUCAUUGGAAUGGUGUGGUCGGAUGUUAAACGACUCUGGUAUGAUGGUUUAGAAGACUUUUUAGAAGAGUCUCGUAAUCAGCUUAGUUUUGUCAUGAAUUCCCUGUAUUUGGCAACCUUUGCUCUCAAAGUAGUUGCCCAUAACAAGUUCCAUGAUUAUGCUGAAAGGAAGGACUGGGAUGCCUUCCAUCCUACCCUGGUGGCAGAAGGUCUUUUUGCUUUUGCUAAUGUUCUUAGUUAUCUACGUCUCUUCUUCAUGUAUACAACGAGCUCUAUUCUGGGACCGCUCCAGAUCUCAAUGGGACAGAUGCUACAGGAUUUUGGAAAAUUUCUGGGCAUGUUUCUUCUUGUUUUGUUCUCAUUCACAAUUGGAUUGACGCAACUUUAUGAUAAAGGAUUUACUGUAAAUGAAGAAAAGGACUGUGCGGGAAUUUUCUGUGAACAACAGAGCAAUGACACAUUCCAUUCGUUUAUUGGCACAUGUUUUGCUCUAUUCUGGUAUAUAUUCUCCCUGGCACACGUAGCAAUCUUUGUCACGCGCUUCAGCUAUGGUGAAGAAUUGCAGUCUUUUGUGGGUGCUGUUAUUGUUGGCACCUACAAUGUGGUGGUUGUGAUAGUAUUAACUAAGCUCCUUGUGGCAAUGCUUCAUAAAAGUUUUCAGCUGAUCGCAAAUCAUGAAGAUAAGGAGUGGAAGUUUGCUCGUGCUAAGCUUUGGCUUAGUUACUUUGACGACAAAUGCACGCUACCUCCACCUUUCAAUGUCAUCCCCUCUCCCAAAACUAUUUGCUAUCUUUUCAACAGCCUCAGUAAAUGGAUCUGCUCUCAUACAUCAAGUGGCAAAGUGAAACGUCAGAAUAGCCUAAAGGAAUGGAGAAAUCUGAAGCAAAAGAGAGAUGAGAAUUAUCAAAAGGUGAUGUGCUGCUUAGUCCACCGUUACUUGACUUCCAUGAGACAGAAGAUGCAAAGUACAGAUCAGGCAACUGUGGAAAACCUAAAUGAACUGCGGCAAGACUUAUCAAAGUUCCGGAAUGAAAUGAGAGACCUACUUGGCUUUCGAACUUCUAAAUAUGCUAUGUUUUACCCAAGAAAUUAAGGCCUAACUUUUCAGAUGAAAGGUGUCUACUUUUUGAUACCUAUCAAAAAGUAAAGUACUGGCUUAAUUCUGUUGCUAGACCAAAUAGAAAAUAUCGAACAAUUGCACAGUAUCGAACUUGAAAAUGCAUUUGCAUGAGCUGCAGCUAGAUGCAGAAGUGGUGAAAAUAAAUGCAAAAACAGUAAUUUUCUUAACGCUCUUAAUCUUAUUGUAUAUAUAAAAUCUGUAUAUAGGAAUUUUAUUUUGAUGUUCCUCACACUGUGGCUGUCAGGUGUCAGAGCUUCGUAACUAGCACAAUAUGAUUAUUUCUUCUAUUUUUGCUGUUUGUUCCUUUUUGAUACUUGUUUUUCAAGUUGCGAGAGAAGAAGCUUUUUAAACAAAAAUCCAAACUGCAUUUAUUUUUAAUAGAAAAGUUGGGUAGAAUAGAAUAACAGAUUUCCAAAAAAAUUGGAAAUUACAUUUGACUGCAGGUCACAGUGCACUUGAAGACUGUAUUGCUCUGAAAGAGGCAGUUCUAGUGCCAAGUUUUGUAUAUUAGGUUGACUGUAUGGUAGCAUUUAUAGCAUAUAGAAAAUCAAAUCAUCAAGACUCUUCCCAUUCAUGGGAAAGUUGAAAUUUUGGGUUUAAAAUAGACCAAUCACUUCCAGAAUGUUUGUGGUUACAUACAAGACAAUCAAUUCCUGCUUGGAUUUUUCAGUGGUGCCUCAGAAGUAUGUUCUACUGUGCAGGUUAGGAUUGGGAACAGAAUUUUAAAACAAACCUAUGAACUUUCGGUGUAUUCAGGAUCUUUUUUUGUUUUUUUAUCUGGAUGAUCAAUAGUUAUUAUUUGAGUUAAAUUAAAACCUAUGAUUUAACAAAAAUGAGAUGGAGCGCAUGAGUGCUGUUGUUUGCAAUGCUAAACAGUUCCUCUCUGAAACACUGUACGCUUCUUCCUGUGAGAACAUACAUUUUGUCUGGUUAUUGGACAGAUGUAGCUUUCGGCCCUGCUAUAGCCAGGUUUUACAGGUGAGAUUUUUAAACUUGUCUUUCUUUUUUCUUCUUUUAAUAUUAAUUGUUGCAAAGUUUAACUUUCUCUUUUCUUUUUCUGUGUCAGGAGUAUUAUGUUUUGUGAAAACACAUGAUUUAACUUUGCUUACAAUGGACAGUAAGGGCUUUGUGGAUUUUCUGUGCUAGAGGGUCCUAUAUAGCUUUAUAUGCUUAUAUAUAGUUCAAGUUGACAAAUUGUAAUUGAGAAAUGUGAUAUUCCUGUAUUUUUAAUUACAAAAUAAGUAUAUUUAUGAGAGCUAAAGGAUUGACGGUUUUACUGUGAAGAUGGUGUUCUUCUAAACCAGUCUUAUGUCCAGAAGGCGCAGGUAGCCAUAAUGGUCUCUGACUACAGUAGAUUUUGGAAGAUUGAUAAGAGAGCGGAGGCUUAAAUGAAUGUUCACUUUUUUUGAAGGAAUUCUUACAAAACUCUUUCUUGUAAAGGUAAUAUAUUUUCUGUACUAAGAAAUUAUGCAUAUCUGAGUUUAAUAUUGUGCUUCCAGAAGUCCUAUAGUGUAGAAGCAUUCUGAAUAGUCUGUUGGGGUUUCAUGUGAAUAAGCAGCCAACCUCUCGUGUUCAAAGCAAAGAGGAUCACUGAUUUUUUUUUUUUUUUUUUUUUAAAGAGGGAGAUCUCAUGUUUGAACGCUAUACCACCAUAAAAACUGUGUGCUUGUAUAUGUUAUGUAUUCCCAAGAAAGGAAGCAAACAAAUAAAAGCUCUUUGAAAAAUA